UCAUGGAUUGCUGAUUGAAUUGGUAUCAAAUUGUCGGACGACAUGCAUAAGGAAUGCCCGGAUUAAGAGAAACAUUUGACUGUAGUUUUUCAAUGUGUCGGACAGGAAUCAGACGAUGCUGGCAAUUCGUGUUAUGUCACAAACCAUUGAUGCUUGCAGUCAAAGACCAGUACAACAUUCUGUGUCUCGGUCUGACUGGUUCAGGGAAAAGCACAAUAUUAGCACAAUUAGUCGGUGAGAACACCGAUAACAUCCAACCGACCAAUGGGUUUAAUAUUAAGACACUGCCUAUUAAAGGGAUAGUUGUCAGCAUUAAAGAGUUGGGUGGUUCAGGAAGAGUACAGAAUUUCUGGAAUUAUUAUUUUGCAGACAAGAAUGCUAUUAUGUUUGUCAUCGACUCUGCUGGAAGUGAUGAAGAACUGCAACUGGCAAAAGAGACACUCAAGAGUGUCUUAUCAAAUGCACGCUUAAGAGGUCGGCCGUGUCUUGUGUUGGGCACACACAGUGAUAUAUCAGGAUCUAAGUCACAACAAGAAUUGGAAUCACUCCUACAGAACGUAAUGCAAGGAUUCAAAUGGCAAGUAAUGAUCUGUUCUUCAUUUGACAGACAAUUGAUUCGCAAAGCAUUUGAAACACUUAUUGAUAUGAUUGCUGUCAGCGGACAAUAA
Molecule: messenger RNA, 668 nt
Organism: Oppia nitens
Lineage: Eukaryota; Metazoa; Arthropoda; Arachnida; Sarcoptiformes; Oppiidae
Product: ADP-ribosylation factor-like protein 15
Exons: 2
Coding region: 54-668 (204 amino acids)
Molecular function (GO): GTPase activity; GTP binding
Source: RefSeq, a predicted model, not a curated record